Molecule: messenger RNA, 4320 nt
Organism: Papaver somniferum (opium poppy)
Lineage: Eukaryota; Viridiplantae; Streptophyta; Magnoliopsida; Ranunculales; Papaveraceae
Exons: 2
Coding region: 1989-3578 (529 amino acids)
Biological process (GO): regulation of transcription by RNA polymerase II
Cellular component (GO): nucleus
Molecular function (GO): transcription coregulator activity; double-stranded DNA binding
Source: RefSeq, a predicted model, not a curated record
AGAUAUUUGUUAUUUUAGAUGAAGGGUAAAAUGGUCAUAUAAUAUUAAAGUGUUACCAAGGCAACCGGAUUUUCUUCUCAGGGCACUCUCUGUGGAUAACUCAAAAGAAAUUCGGUAAGGUUGUGGAAUUUCUAUUUUCCUUUCAUUUUCUUUUCUUCUCGUUUCUUCCUAUUUCUUCUUAUCUUUCUUCUUUCUUCUUCUCUCUUUUCCCUUCUUCUCUGUUCUUCUUCUGUUCUGUUCGAUGUGAGAGUUACGAGUCAGAUUUCAUCGAGGGAAAUCAACUGGUAGUAUUCAUAGAUGAUUUAGAAGAUGGGGUGGUCGUUAAUUGUGAAAUAGAAGAACUAGGGUUUAAUUACCUUGUGGAUCGUUAAUUGAGUUAUUGAUUGAGAGAUUGAAGAAUGAAAUUCGGUGAACACAAUAUAAAGAAGAAGAUUGAGUAUUUGAUGUGUGAGUUUUUAAUGAAGAUUGGAGAAUCUAGGGUUUCUGUUCAUCCCCAAGACAAAUAUUAGGGUUCUUGCAUGCAAUUAAAUCAAGUGACUGAAACUGGAAUUGAGGUUUUGGGGGAGAGAUUAGAGAUGGGUAAAUGUUUAAUUGAAGUUUUGAAGUGAAUCCAGUGAUGUAUCGGAAAAUUUGGGUUAAGGUUUAUGUAUUAUCUUUUUGAACUUUUUUUGGAUAAGGAUUAAGAAGAAAUUAACAGAUGGGUUUGUCCUUAAUUGAUGAUGGUUGAAGCUAUGAGCUGAGGAAGAUGAUUCAAUCAAAGAAUCAGAGACGCAUUUUGGUGUUGAGGAUAAUCAAGUUUAGAAAUAAGUUUCUUUGAGGUAAGUGUUAUCUGAGUUGAUUUAGUAAAGUUAUUUAUUUUAAUGAUUAAGUAUAUGCAAUUGGUAAUUGAGUUAAGAAUGGUUGGGUGUUUGAGUAGAUGUCGUAUGAAUGGGGAUUAUAGAUAGCGGCGGUGUUAUUAUUGUUGUUGUGUGUUGUAGAAUGCAGGGGAGGAAUUGGAGGUUUGUUCUGGUUCACAGAGAGUUGGGAUGAAUUUGGUGGAUGGUUGUUAUCUGAAUUGAGAAUUAUAUUAAUGUUGUAAGAGUUGUAUUCGGAGCUGAAAUGCGUGUGUUUGGAACUGGAGGUACAGGUGGAGAAGUGGUGAACUAUUAUGAUGAAUGUUACAUGGGCUAAGUGGUUGCAGUUCAUGGGAAUAGAAUUAAUGAUUGAGAGGAGACGUAGCAGUGAUUGGAUUGUAGAUUUAGAGUGUCUGGUGCUAUGUGGAUUGUUGGUUUAAGCAUUAUAGCCGGAGUUGUAACUACAGAGAUGAAGUGCGAGUUGUAAUGUGUUUUCAGGUGCAUCUAUGGAGUGGGUUGAAGUUCUGGUGGUGGGUUUGAGUAUAGGAUGGAUGUUAUAGAAGUGUAUCUAGAUAUGAAGUUGCAGUUAGAUAUACUUUAAAAUGGAUUUGGUAAUGAGUUGGUUAAUACAGGGUUGGGGUUAUGGUUAUAUAAUUUUAAUUGUGAGUGAUGGUGAUGAACUGAAAUGGGUUGUUUCGGUUUAUGCUUGAUAUGAGCUGGCACUAAUGUGUAUGAAGGUGGUUGUGUUUUUUUUUUUGAGUUGUUGGGUUAUUUUGAGAUGUAUUUGUUGGUGUUAUUAUGUGGGAGGAUAAAGUUUAAAGGGUUGUGUAGUAGGUGCUUCUAUAAGGAAUGAGUUGGAGGAAUUGUCUAUGGGGAUGUAUCCAGAAUUGGAGUCAUAGAACUAGAGCUUUUGAAUGGUAAGUAUUGUCUAAAAUGAAGUGUUGAAUGUUUGGUCAUGAUAAUGUUUGCAAGUGGUGGUGUAGGGUGUAAAGUUGAAUCUGUAACCAAGUGAGAUUAUUUUAGUUCAGUUAAAUGAGUUGGUGAAAUGAAGAUAUGUUGGAAUGGUGAUUUCAGUGUAGGCUUGCUUAAAGUUGCAACUGCAGAAAUAUCAGUUCGGAAUUCGGAACAAUAUUUAGUGGAGUUCCUGCCAGUUACAUGGACGUCGACAACGCUGCAUUGACAGGAUCAACUGCUACUGGACAAACAAUACUUGGUUUCUCUGUUUUGGAGUCUAGAGGAAAAUUUUCAUCCACUGUAUUUGAAAAUGAUGAUAACGAUAAAUCCGUUAAUCACAAUUUCCGUAAUGUCAAUGGAUGGACUGCACUUCACUGGGUUUCUUUUGAUGGAAGGGAGCAAACUGUUGGUGCUCUAUUAACGUUAGGAGUUGCUCCUAAAACAUUAUCAGGUCCUAGUCCAAAAUUUCUUUCUAAGAGAACACCAGCCGAUCUUGUUUCUGCCAACAGACGCAAAGGAAUUGUUGAUUACUUGGCAGAGUAUUUCUUCACCACCCAUCUUCCUACGUUUGCCUUGAAGGGAAGAGAAGAAGAUGGCUUUUUAGAGAUCUCCUUCGAUGAGUUUCUAGAGAGCUCCUUAGAUGUGAUAGCUAUACAAAUAUUUUCAGAGCGUAGUCCGACGCCAGACACUGUUGGUAUUCCGGAUUUGUCACUGAAAGAUUCGUUAACUACUCCUUAUAAUGCGAAUCAAGCUGCUACUCACAUUCACCUAGUCUUCAGGGUUCAAUCAUUCCAAAAGAAACAGUUAAAAGAGAUCAUUGAUGAUAAAAUAAGUAUGGCAGAUGAGCGCACCCUAUGUCAUGUGACUAGGAAGUCCAAUAAGUCCAAGCAAACACCGUGUGAUGAUAAACUGGAUCAUUUUCUGUUAUUGAGAAUCCGAAGCAAUCAAGCAGCUCUACAUGAUUUCGUUUUUACGGAUAAUUUCAGCAGCUACUAUGAGAGAGGCAAAGAAAUUUUAAAGUUCAACAAUCUGUGCAACUCAUUUGUGCAGUAUCUCGGCUCAACAAGAAGUUUAUCAAAGUGUGGUACUUUCACAAAACAAGGUCUAAUUAAGCACGUAUAUACUUUUGAGGUUAGUGGUUAUCUCUGGUACUUGCUAGGUACUAAAAUUAAAGAGAACAGACUACUUCUUCUAUUUAGUGGCAACCUGCAUGUUCUUCAUGGUAAGUUACUUGGUCAUGCUCUUGGCAAGUUUGUUGUUGCUAUGGUUCAGUUUACUUGGUCAUCUCAGAAGACAUACAACGAAGAUGAUAACGUUGGUAAUUACUACGAAAGGGGAAAAGUGAUAUCACAGUCAUCAACUUUCGUUGGAUCAAGAGACUAUACAACACUAUGGACAGCUGGACAUCAAGUGCUUUCAUAUGGAAUUUAUUCAUAUUUGUUCGAACCGGAACUAUUGCUACAAAGUGAUAGACAUGACGCUAAUAUCAAGUUUCGAAUGGUGAGCCAUACCUAUGAGAAUUAUGCUCUUCUUAAUGGAGUUUUUGUGGACCUAAUACACAAAGGUUUACCAAGCUUGGUGAAUUAUAGUAUAGAAGCAAAGGUCUACUGUAUUCUAAAACAGCCAAAGCUUGGAGGUGUUUUGACAGGCCAUUUAAAAGUAGUCGUUGACUGGAUUGUUUGGCAUCCUUUAAACAUACUUCAUGCUAUUCCAAGGAGUAAAGAACUACAUGGAAUUCAAAAUAUGUUUUUUUUUAUCGUGGCAAAAGAAAAGAGAUGCAGUUCCAGCUAGGUGAACUUAUUGUGAAAAAUACAUUUUGGAUCAACCAAGUAGAAAUGGAAGUGAAGAAUUUAGUUACAACUACUCGCAAGAUUUGUAGGCCAACUUUUCAGCCGUUAUACAUUGUCCCAAGUCCGUGGAUUACACCAAGAGUUGCGACUUUACUAGAUCACACAGUGGAUGCUAGGCGUUAUGUUGGGGACAGAAGACUUGGUUGGUGGAUUUUAUGCCAAAACUGAUUUUAUUUCUUGGAUCAACAGCCGAACGAGUCGAUUUAUUAUGCUCUAAAAGAAGUAGCUCAGAAGUUGGAAGAUAUACUCGUGGAAGUCGUUGCUGGCAUGAUUCUUAUUAUCAACACCAGUGACGUGAUUUUUGUCUUUGAUCGUGGGAAAUUUAAACACAACUCUUAUCAUUCUUUGAGACAUAUUUCUUGGAUGUUUCGAUUUAUGAUCUCUAGAGCUAUGAGUUUUGUGUUUGAUCGUGGUAAGCUGGUAAAAGUGACAUAUAUCUACAUUUUUCAUGGAGAAAAAAAGCUCGUAUUCACUGCUCGAAGUCUAGAGAAAUAUAUGGAGAGAAUGAAGUUCUUCUUAUUAGCUAACUCGAGGGCGAGUUUCUUUCAAGGAGAGGGUACUGAUGCAGGACAUCUACCUUAUUUCCCAAGUCAUUGUUAUUUCCUUUUUAGUAUUUCUCUUUAUUUAGAACUCUUGUUAUUUUAGUUAUGUAGUAUCCUAUAUAAACAGGCGUACGAUUGUCU